AUGAUCACGCUGCCUUCUGAUUUUCAGGUCGCCAACUCGGAUACGCCAAGGCUACCAACCUUAAAGGAACUCAUUGGUUAUCAGACAUACGAUUAUACAACACCAUCUUCGGUAUUCUUACAUUUACUUCCUACUAUCGAUAGGAACGAAGUACAUGAUCUACAGAGCAUCGAAAAUGAUCAAAUUAAACCCAAUGUGGAAACGAUCAAAACGAAAUAUCUAAAGAAAGAUAUUAACGAAGCUAUUGAUAAAACUAAUGAGAGUUACCUUAAUCACGAACUUGCUAAAAUUUUUGAGGAACACGAUACGGAGAACAAUGAUAUAGAUAAUAAAUCUUUGAUAGGUAAAAAAAGAAAAACUAGAAUCGAUCAUGCUGGUUCCUCGACGACUACUGUAAAACCUACAACAAUGCGUGGUGCUCCUAUUAUAAGUUCAACUUCGAAAACGAUAACUCGAGGAUUUUAUGUGACUAAAGGUGAUAUCGAAACGACUACGAUAAUGCAUCCAAUGACGGAAAUUUCAAUGGAUAACAUUGAUUCAAAUAUAAUCAAUAACGAGACAAUUGUAUCGACUAAGGUAAUUGACGUAGAAAAUAUCUCUAUGAUUGAUUUAUCUAAAGAUAACGAGACUACAGGUAUGACAACAUUUGCUGAUACGGAUAAAGAAUAUUCAGAGCAUUCGAAUAUUAUUAGAAAGUUCGAACAAACAACACCGUUAAUAGUGACAGAAAAUAUCAUUCAGAAAGUAAGACUAAACGAUCAGACUUUGUUCGUUGUUAAUAAUAUUUCAUCCGUUAGUACAUCAUUAUAUAGACCUCAGGCGAGUUUGAUAACAGAUACAACAGUUUCAAAUAUUCUGAGAACAACUGAAAUUAAUAAAAAUUUCGAGACAAAGACAACACCAAUUGAUUACACUUUACCAAUCGAAUCUGUUGAUACUGAAUCUGAUAUUACGAUGCUAGGGACGAUUACAUCAACGAUAAGCACUUUAAAUACAUCUAAAUUUGCUAAUGAGGACAGUACAAAGGAAAAUAUAAUUCAACUUGAAAAUUUCUUAACGACUACAUCGAAUACACCAUCGGCGAAAAUAACAAACGAUCAAAGUUAUAUCGACGAAUUCGUUUCCGGUAAGACUGAGAAGUUUGAAAGCACUAUGAUAACUGAUCAUACUUUAGACCAUGAAACGACGACUAUGAAAUCUAUUUUAACAACACCGAACUUCGAAAGAACUUUAGAAGAAAUCACAACAGACAGGGAAACGGAUAAAAUAAAAUCGACUAACGUGGAAACAACCACGAUCAUUGCAGAAAAUAAAAAUACUGUUUUAAACGACUUCGACACAACGACAACUCAAGAAGAACUUAGAGAUACUAAUAUCGACGAUAAAAACGCUUAUAAAUCCAAUCCAAAUGUCCAACAAGAAACGACCUUAUCCAAAAGUACAAAACCUUCCACGACCUCAUCAAACCUGUUACCUACACAAAUUCCUCCAACUAUUCAGAGUAGACAAGAAGAGGACGUUCAUCCUCGACGACAAAGGCCUACAAUAAUCGCUCUUAAUAACCAAUUUGGUCAAAGAAGAAGAACGAACUUAGAUCGCCAAGUGACGCAAAAAUACAAAAUCGAAGAUCAACCUUCGAUUCAAGAAGAUUCGAACGGUCCUAAACGUGUGCGGGUAUAUCGAAAGAGGCAACGUAGACCCAACAGCACUUCUCUCAACACAGUGGCAAACAAUACGGUCUCCAACGGCGAGGUUAGAACCGAAGUGACUGAGAACAAAACUAGAAGAUCAAAAUUGGUUGUCAAGAAGCUGAAAAUCAAUCGAAAGGAACACGUGGAAGAAGAUAGUGUACCAUUGGAAAAGACAAAUACCUUUCAGGAUUCUCCUCUGGUCACGGAGUAUACUGAAAGACCGGUGGACGAGGGAACUGUUUCGAAGAGCACGGGAUCAUCUUCUAGCCGGACGCCAGGAACUAUUCUGGCAAACAGAAUAAGAAAACCAAACACGUCCUCCCAGUCAGGUUUCUUACCAACGAGCAAACAUCCAAGCACGACGAUACUACUAGGGGACAAUCGAAAGAGUCGACCUAGUGAUGAGACCACCUUGUCACCGACGACAACAAUAGUCGACGCGUUCGAUGAUGCAACCGUGAAGCCGGAACUGUCCAUUAAGGACGAAGAUGAAAGGGCAGAGAUAAGCGAUCAAAAUGGCCGAGCUCAAGAGCUCGCCGUCACUCUGGCAGAACCGCCUACGUCACAGUCUUCAUCCAGCACCGGUCGACUGCCGUUAAGGGAUACCUUAAGACGCAGGAUAAGCACGACGGUAGCGCCGCGAACAGAUUCGCCGAGAACUAGUUCGACGUCCUUGAGAUUCAGCACAGUCCCGAAGACACGACAAAAAGUGACAACGACGACGAUGACGACGACGACAAGGACGACGACAAGGACAAGGAAGGAUGGAACAUCACGAAGUUCGACGAAUAGGCCAAGGAGGCCACCUGUAAUAGAUUAUGAUUACUACGAAGACGAGGAUACACCGAUCGUUGAAAAAGCAAUGUACAAUGGGAAACUAUUUCUCACGAGUAAUGGUACUAUAAGAUGUCUCGAUCAAGGCAACUUUCCGCAUCCUUCUUCUUGCAAGAAAUUUAUUACCUGCGCAAAAAUGGUGAACGGUUUGAUAAUGGGAGCGGAAUACACGUGUCCUGACAAAUUAUCCUUCGAUCCGGUCGGUGGUAUUUGUAAUUGGUCCGCCGGACUUGGUUGCAAAGAAUAAAAGAGCGGUAAUUUUCAAACGACCGUACUCGCGGAACUAACGAUAAACGGAAGUCUUUCCGUCUACGUCAGAGCCCUCUCGCGGGAGGGCGGCAAUUUUCAAAUUAUAAAACGAUGUUUUUCUUUUUUUUUUUUUUUGAGUCUCAAAAUCGUCUA
Vespula pensylvanica (western yellowjacket) is the source of this 2927-nucleotide messenger RNA. RefSeq lists its product as uncharacterized. The record is from RefSeq and is a predicted model, not a curated record. The coding region runs from base 1 to 2772 and encodes 923 amino acids. Lineage: Eukaryota; Metazoa; Arthropoda; Insecta; Hymenoptera; Vespidae. Gene Ontology annotation, molecular function: chitin binding. Gene Ontology annotation, cellular component: extracellular region. The transcript is spliced from 5 exons.